AUGCAAUCAUCCAUCUCUACACUCCUUCAAGCUCAAUCUAGCACAUGGUCACAUCACUGUGGUCUAGUUUCCUUUAACCCCGAAUACCAUAUAGAACCACAUCUCAACUCCUUCGACCCCACACACCUAACAGACAGCCGUCUGCUUACUGCCACAAUUCACCACGUCCAUAAAAUACAUGACCCGCUCAACUUCUUUGUCAUUUAUGCACCUGCCCACCCAGAGCAACGCCCUCUCUUCUACUCUCUUCUAGAUCACUAUCUAGCCUUUAGUUCUCCACCACUUCCAAAAAGUGUGUUAUUUGGAGAUCUCAAUUACAACACAAGACUCACUUCCUCCCCACCCCUUCCAACCGCAUGGACCCAAUGGUUAUCCCACCAUUGGUUUGACGCCAUCACUCCUGUGAACUGCACGCCACUCCCAACAUUCACCACUGGAUCAACCCUCGAUUUCCUUUUUGUCACAAACGACCUAAAGAUAUCAGUACACUCUCCUGUGGUUGAAUAUGUUGCCGGAUCUUGGACGGAUCAUUUCAGUAUCAGCAUCCAACUUUCAAUUGGGUCACCUCAGCAUGGACCUGGAAUCUGGAGGUUCAACCCAUACCUCCUGUCUGAUAAAGAGUUUUGCAACACAAUGACUACCUUCCUUGAUGCAGCAGAAACACAGAUUUCUAAUGUAGCACCUCACAUCCAAUGGGACCUGAUAAAGGCUAAUUUGAAAGCCAUGGCUAUAGACCAUAGUCGUAAAGCUAGAAACAAAGCCAAGACUAUGCAGAAGAUACUACUGGAGCAACGAUCUGCUAUAGUAACACAGCUGCACAGUCAGUCUCAAAGUGACUCACAAUUGAGACACCCAAGCAACCCACACAGUCGUCCACACACACAGCAUACGCAACAUAUCUCCAACAAAGAGGUAGCUCAGGAAUACUUAGGGACUAGCCAACCACAAAGUCAUAGAAUUGUGGACGAACCCCACACCUCACCAACCCCACUGACAGAAGAACAAGAAUACGUUCCCAACUCUCUAGACGACGAUCCCUCCUCAGUCCUCCAUCAACAGCUGCUUGAAGUUGAGCAUCAGAUAGACUGCCAACAAGAAGUUGAUGCCCGCAUCAUAGCACUUCGAUCAGGACAUAAGUGGCGCGAACAUGGAGAAUGCUCAAAUGCCUACUUCUACCAAUGCUUGAAAGAACGCCGACAGGCACAGAACAUCUGA
Molecule: messenger RNA, 1215 nt
Organism: Phycomyces blakesleeanus NRRL 1555(-)
Lineage: Eukaryota; Fungi; Mucoromycota; Mucoromycetes; Mucorales; Phycomycetaceae
Exons: 1
Coding region: 1-1215 (404 amino acids)
Source: RefSeq, a predicted model, not a curated record